GAGACGAAAAACAAAUUUGCUUUCUUGACAUUACUGUGCCCGUGAAUUACUUACGGCAAGUGAAUGGUGACAGGGGUGAGGGAGUGAGAGGUUUAAGGUGGCAAAGCUCGUUGUUUUCUAAAACCCUAAAUUGAAGGGAUGGAACUUGGUGCCCUUUGCUGUAGUCUUCCCUCUCAACCUCUCCAAUUCUCUAAUCGCCGUAUUAUCUCAGUGAGUAGUAAUCCACAAGCGCCUGGAACUCGCACCACAUUCAGAUUUCAGACACCAAGUUUGAGCUUUGCAUGCGCGUCCAAAUGUUUGAAGUGGGUAGAUACAUGGCCUUCAAUUUCUCUUAUGCAUGCAUCUGAUUCUAAUGUAUUUGUUACUUCUGAUGAUGAGGUGGAGCUAGUAAGUGGUAAAUCAGGCUCCUGUUCUUUUCAUGGGAUGACAUUCCCGUCGGUAGAAGGAGGAAAAUCGAAAAAUGCCUCCUUUGAAAAAAAGGACAACUCUUUUUUCUGGCUUUUAGCUCCUGCUGCAUUCAUAUCCUGUUUGAUUCUGCCGCGAUUUUUUCUCAGGGAUGUGGUUGAGGCUUUCAUUAAGGAUCCGAGACUAGUAGAUAUUGUGAGUUCAUUAUUUUCCGAGAUCUUGUUCUACAUUGGAUUUGCUACAUUUCUGCUCGUGGCUGAUAAUGUCCAGAAUCCUUAUUUGGAGUUUAGCUCAAAAAGAUGGGGUCUCAUCACUGGCCUCAAAGGAUACCUAUACUCUGCCAUCUUCACAACGGGUCUGAAGAUUAUUGUUCCUGUCCUUCUGUUGUACAUGACCUGGUCAGUGGUUUCCCUGGAAGCUAUUGUGACUAUAGGUCCAUUUUUAGUUGGUUGUGUUGCUCAAAUUGCGUUCGAGACAUAUUUGAACCAACGCGAGUCAUCUUGCUGGCCUAUAGUCCCAAUUAUAUUUGAGGUAUAUAGAAUGUAUCAGGUUUCAAAAGCGGCUAAUUUUGCUGAGAUAUUGUUGUUUGCUAUGAGGGAGCUUCCUUCCACACCAGCAGUGAAGGAACGAAGUGGAGCUCUGUUUGCAAUCAUGGUGACCUUUCAGUUACUAGGGAUGGUGUGCCUUUGGUCAUUGAUGACAUUUCUUGUGAGGCUUUUCCCUUCUAGGCCUGUAGCAGACAAUUAUUGAGUAGGCUUGUAGAAGAGUAUAUUGCAUGAAUUUGCGGGAUAUCAUUAUUAAUUUAUCAAUAUCAAUGAAAUCCUUUCCAUUAAAAAGUA
Messenger RNA from Arachis ipaensis, 1244 nucleotides. RefSeq lists its product as uncharacterized. Lineage: Eukaryota; Viridiplantae; Streptophyta; Magnoliopsida; Fabales; Fabaceae. Gene Ontology annotation, cellular component: chloroplast. The record is from RefSeq and is a predicted model, not a curated record.